AAAAAAAAAAAAAUUUCAUUUAAUACUCACAUGAUAAUGAUAUACUAUAAAUACAUAUGACUACUCGAAAAUGAUUAAAAUUCAAUGUGAACUAUAUUAAAUUACUAACGGUAGAAUAGAUCUACACCUUAUUGAAUAUAUUAUUAUUAUUAUUAUUUUUAUAUACAACUGAAUAUAUUAUUAAUGCUUCUGUUACAAUGACAUUUGAGCUUGUCUUAUCUUUUUGUUUUUGGUGUUCUUCUUUAUUUGGAUAUUUUUUUUAUAUGUUCUUUGAAUAUCAAAUUUGUUCCUAGACACGAUUUGACAGCCUCAUGGUCUGCUACGUGUAAUAUAUAUCUAUGGAACCUUCCUCAUCUGUCCAUCCUUCCCUCUUUGGUUCUGUUUGUGGUGGAAAUGGAACCUCGUUACAAAACUAAAAAACCAAAAACAAAAUGCAAAACAAAUAAAUUUUAAUUCAUCAGUGUGCAAUGGAAUUCUCUCACAAUUUAAUUUAGUACCAAAUGCCCCUAAAAUUGAAGGUGGGUGAUGAAGUGCAGAUUCGUCAGUCAUUGUAAGUGCGUCCAAAUGGAGCCGAGUCUUCGUUUGUGUCAUCGUGAAAAUGGUAAGAUAGCUCCCUUAAGGUGGUCACCGGUAUGAUGCUUGCCACAACGUCUCCGAUGCCAAAGUUAGUAUAAAAAAGCUUUUAGGAAAUAACAGAGUGUUAGAAUAACUAGUAGUGCUUUUAGGUGUGUUUAUGUACCUUGUAUUGCUGCUAUGAGGGCUUUAUAUAUGUUUCCACAGCCCCUAGCCGUUGUGGUUGUUAAUGUGGUUUUAAUGUCUCUCUUGGUAACGCCUCAUUCUCAAUAAUGUGGGCCUUAAUAAGGCUUCCAACGGUCUAUAUAGCUGGUCUUGUAACCGCUCGGGACAUUAUUGGCUGCAUUGAAUGGCUUCGUUACUCUCAUCAGAGAUAUGGACAUGUGGUUAGCUUGUCUCAGAGGAUGGCCUCAUUGGUCUUGAUGAGAUCGUUCAGUUGAGUUCGUUAGUCCCAUCAGCUGCCCCUAAAAUUCUGUGGUCGUCGUGACGUGUCAUGACGAUCAUAGAAGAUGAAAGGUCCUUGGGCUGUACAUGACUCUUGGGAUUUCGUUCCGCAUUAAAUGCGUAGUGGCGGUGCCACACGUGUUGUGGCCACGUGGCAUGUUUUGAUCAGUGGAGUUAAUGCUCCAAUUUGUAUGACUCUUGGAUUUCCCGCUAAAUUUCAGUUUUUUGAGCCUUGGUUUUUAAACUUCUCAUUUUCUCACUUUCCCUUUCACUUUUCCCAAACUCCCAAUCAUUGCUCUAAGUAUAUUCUUCUCCAACCUUUCUCUGCAAUUCUUCUCCAAGCUGGUGCGUGGCGUGGUUGAGCUUCCUACAUUUCCCUUUUAGAGCAUUCAUCUCUUUCCCUCUUUGUGUUUUUUCUGGUUUUCAUGGUUAGUAGUUCUGAGGUUAGGGUAGUGUGCCCCUCAGUUUCCUUUUUGUUUGCUUGUUUGGGGUCUUCCUUAGAUACUUCCCGUGCUUUUCUACCUUCGGUUGGGAAUUUUGUUUUUGAGGGUUGUGGGUUAGGUGUUGUAUUGGGUGAGUUGUUCCUUGUGCUUAGCCAAUCAAGUCAAUUGGUUUGGGGGUUUGGUAGUAGAGGAGAAGAAGAGAAUGUUUGAAGUAAGAUCUAGUGAGCUCGAGACUGGGUUGUCUUCUAAUGAUGACCCAGUGGGGGGAGAUACCGUUGUCUCUACACCUUGAGAGGUUAGGGCUUUUCACGCCCUUGAGGAGGUGUUUGGGCUAGACGGUGAGACACUUGGUAGGUUUAAGGCUAGGUUCUAGUUCUUGGAUAGGGUUAGGGUUCGUCUACCCAGUGAGGAGGAAUGGGCUUGCCAUUUCUUUCCUGAGGAGGUAUGCUUUUACGAGGCUGCCUUCUUAUGUGGGUUGAGGUUCCCUGUCCAUCCAUUUCUUAUGGAGUUGUUAGAUCGCUUUGGUAUUGCUCCUGGGCAACUUAUGCCCUAUUCAUGGAGGAUAGUGGUCAGUUGUAUGGGGAUAUGGCUGGUCGCUACAGAUGGGGACAUGAUUAAGGUAGAUGAGCUCAUCUACUUAUACCGUUUGAAGGAGUCCAAGGAGCACGGGUAUUAUGAGUUGGUGCCUUGGGAGAGGAGGACUAGGAUCGUCAGAGGUCUACCUUCGUCCUUUAGGUAUUGGAAGUCUCGGUUCUUUUUUGUAUCCGGGGAUUACUUUGAGACCCCCUCCAACAAGGUUUGGGGUGAUCUCCUAAGGUUGCUCCGUUGGUGGGGAACCCCAUGCUUAGUUAAGAGAAGACCUAAGCUUAAAAGCAGGCACAAGGAAUGCGUUGAGAAGGCAAUUGAAUACGCAAAGAUGAUUGAGGAUUGGGACGAUCUUGUGGACCCACGGACUCUAGCCUUCUAUUGCCUCGGUCCCAACCCGUCUGCCUUCGUUCUACGUAACAUUGAGAUUGAGGAGAAAAAGAAUCAAGGAGAAGAGCAUGUGGAUAACAUUUUGGGAAUUUCUUCAAACCAUCUAGAAGACUUACGAACAGUGUUUCAUGAAAACGACCCACGGGGAAUGGAAAUGGUCAUGGAAUCAAUUUCAAAGGGGUCCGAAGCACAGUAUCUUCUAAUCAAUUCUGUUUAUGAGCUUGAACCUCAAGCCUUCGACACUUUGAAAGCAAUAUUUCAUUUCCCUGUGUACCCUAUUGGCCCUGCCAUACGUUACAUGGAAUUUGAACUUGAACAUGGUUCCCUUAUAACUACAACUAGUGACAACAACCGUGACUAUCUAAAAUGGUUGGAUUCCCAGUCUGCAGGCUCUAUCUUGUAUAUUUCAUUGGGAAGUUUCUUUGUGCUCACAGACACCCAAAUGGAUGAAUUUGCAGCUGCGCUUCGUAAUAGUGGUGUUCGGUUCUUCUGGGUGGCUCGUGGAGAAGCUUCUCGGCUGAAAGAGAGUUGUGGUGAUACAGGGUUAGUAGUGCCUUGGUGUGACCAAUUGAGAGUGUUGUGCCAUCCUUCUAUAGGGGGGUUUUGGUCCCAUUGCGGAUGGAAUUCUACUCAAGAAGCUGUUUAUGCAGGCAUUCCUAUACUUUCUUUCCCCUUAUUUUUGGAUCAAGUUCCUAACAGUAGGCAAAUUGUGGAAGACUGGAAGAUUGGGUGGAGGGUGAAGAGAGCACAGGUGGGAAGUGAAAUAUUGGUGACAAAAGAAGAUAUAUUAGAACUCGUACAAAGGUUUAUGGAGCUUGAAAACUGCGAGAGAAAAAAGACUUCGAAAAGAGCAAGAGAACUAAAAAAUAUGUGCCAUCAAGCGAUUACUGAAGGUGGAUCUUCUCAUUCUCACUUGGAUGCAUUUGUUAGUGACUUUUUAGAAGUCAAAAACCAUUAAGAAGUUUGUUCUGAAUGACUAGGCAAAUUGUAGCCACUGAACACUUUUUCUUAACUUAAUUAUAAUAAUUUGGCCACUUGAACAUU
Molecule: messenger RNA, 3479 nt
Organism: Quercus lobata
Lineage: Eukaryota; Viridiplantae; Streptophyta; Magnoliopsida; Fagales; Fagaceae
Product: UDP-glycosyltransferase 87A1-like
Exons: 4
Coding region: 1963-3393 (476 amino acids)
Molecular function (GO): quercetin 7-O-glucosyltransferase activity; quercetin 3-O-glucosyltransferase activity
Source: RefSeq, a predicted model, not a curated record